Zerene cesonia (dogface butterfly) is the source of this 1260-nucleotide messenger RNA. It is a transcript of the gene Sirt7, whose product is annotated as NAD-dependent protein deacetylase sirtuin-7. The record is from RefSeq and is a predicted model, not a curated record. The coding region runs from base 235 to 1260 and encodes 341 amino acids. Gene Ontology annotation, molecular function: NAD+ binding. The transcript is spliced from 4 exons. Lineage: Eukaryota; Metazoa; Arthropoda; Insecta; Lepidoptera; Pieridae.
AGAUGUCAAGUUGGACACAAUAAUGACAAAUUGACAUCUAACAGAUAGUAGAAUAAAUAAUAAACCAAACGCUAGUUCCCUACAAACAACCUUUUUAGAAGGCCAUAACGUCUGUAGCAAGGACAGUCAAUAGGGGUAGACGACGACGAUAUGAGCGAGGGGACGAGACCGACUGGGUUUCAGUUAAGGGAGUCACGCGGCGGCACGCUAUAGCAUCGUAGCGGGUGCGCUGACAUGGCUGGCCGUGAAGGAGUCCGCAGCAGCGCUAGGCUAAGCGGGGGAACCUCCGCUGCUGCGUCGACUCCCAGCGUGAGCGAACAUGUCAGCAAAGAGCAGCGCGAAGCGGCAGCGGCGCUGCGGCGAGCGCGAGCAGCGCGUGCGGCCGAGCGGGCGCGCGAGGUUGAGGACAGCCCGCGGGUGCUGCGUGAGAAGUGUCGUCAGCUCGCCAAGGUGUUGCAAGAAGCUAAACAUCUGGUCGUGUAUACGGGUGCGGGUAUCAGCACGGCGGCCGACAUCCCCGACUACCGCGGGCCGCGCGGCGUGUGGACGCGUCUGCAGCGCGGCGAGACUGUUGGUCGAGUGGAAGUGUCCCGCGCGCGGCCCACGUUCACGCACAUGGCGCUGACGGCGCUGUGGCGGCGCGGCGCGCUCAAGUUCGUGGUGUCGCAGAACUGCGACGGGCUGCACCUGCGCGCCGGGCUGCCGCGGCGCGCGCUGGCCGAGCUGCACGGCGACAUGUUCGCCGAGCGCUGCCCCGCCUGCCGCCGCGUGUACCUGCGCGCCUUCGACACCACCGAGCGCACGGCGCGCCACGCGCACGCCACGCGCCGCCUGUGCCACGACUGCGGCCGCGAGCUGCGCGACUCCAUCGUGCACUUCGGCGAGCGCGGCCGCGCCGCCUGGCCGCUCAACUGGGCCGGCGCGCUGCGCCACGCGGGCGCCGCCGACGUCGUGCUGUGCCUGGGCUCCAGCCUCAAGGUGCUGCGCCGCUACCCGCGCCUGUGGCGCAUGCACCGCGCGCCCAGCGCCCGCCCCGCGCUCUACAUCGUCAACCUGCAGUGGACGCCCAAGGACGCCGUGGCCGCGCUCAAGAUCAACGCGCGCUGCGACGCCGUCAUGGCGCAGGUGGCGCGGCGCCUGCGCCUGCGCGUGCCGCGCUACGACGCGCGCGCCGACCCGCUGCUGGCGCACGCCGAGCCGCUGGCGCCGCCCGAGGCGCACACCACGCGGCGCCCGCUGCUGGCGCGCGCCCCCACAUAA